GGAAAUUCUCCCUUCUCCCAGAUCCUGGCAGUUUGUGUAUAGCGUGGAUGGGGGAUAAAGAAAUCAGGUCUCCGCAAUACAAGGGGUUGCAAGUGAAUGACACUAUCUGAUGGGGGGGUGUUGUAAAGGAGACCAGUAUGCUGCAGAUAGCAACAGCACUGAUCAGCUAAGAAACAAAUAAUCCUUCCAGAGCCCCCUCUCCAAAGCUCCAGGACCUGACCGCAGAAGGAGCCUCUCAUCCCUGCCUUGUACCGAGCUUUACUGAAGAAUCCCUCAUUUGUUAAUCUCAUUCCUUUUUUUUUUCCUUUUUUUUACAUUUUUUAAAAAUUUUUUUUUAGCCUUUGCUGCUGAAAGCUACGAAGGAUCUUGUCUGCUGCACACAAGGAUUUCGCGUCUCACCCCCCUAUAUCCCCCAAUCCUUUCGAAUUUUUUUGAUUUUUUUUAUGUAUUUCUGCACCGUUUGCUUAUGUGGAUAUGCAAGGUAGAAGAGAGGAGAGCAUAAUCCCACCAUGUCCAGUGCUUUAACCCAGCAGCCUAAAGGAACUGUAUCUUCAAGCCCAGGGAGAGUAAGAGUUGAAGAUGAGGCCUACAGAAGCCUGCUACUUCUUAAAAAUCAGCCUCUUGAUCCUUUUCUAUGUGGGUUGCUUUGCCCAGAAACAUCCCAGUAUGGACAUUGCAGUAAUCUUGGUAGGCACCUCAGACGAGGUGGCCAUCAAAGAUGUUCACGAAAAAGAUGACUUCCACAACUUGUCAGUAACACCAAGGGUGGCUUUGGUGACUAUGAAUGAAUCCGAUCCUAAGAGUAUCAUCACACGAAUCUGUGACCUCAUGUCUGACAAGAAGGUGCAGGGGGUAGUAUUUGGUGAUGACACUGACCAGGAGGCUAUUGCUCAAAUUUUGGACUUUAUUUCUGCUCAGACCCACACUCCCAUCCUAGGCAUUCAUGGUGGAUCAUCAAUGAUUAUGGCUGAUAAGGAAGAAUCUUCGAUGUUCUUCCAGUUUGGGCCCUCCAUUGAACAACAGGCUUCUGUAAUGCUGAACAUCAUGGAGGAAUAUGACUGGUACAUUUUCUCCAUCGUCACUACCUACUUCCCCGGAUACCAAGACUUUGAGAAUAAGGUGCGGAGCACCAUCGAAAAUAGCUUUGUGGGUUGGGAACUAGAAGAAGUCAUACAUCUGGAUAUGUCCUUAGAUGACAAUGACUCUAAGAUUCAAAACCAACUUAAGAAGCUCCAAAGUCCUGUCAUCCUGCUGUAUUGCACAAAAGAAGAAGCCACUUAUAUAUUUGAAGUGGCCCAUUCGGUUGGAUUGACGGGUUAUGGCUACACAUGGAUUGUACCCAGCCUCGUGGCUGGUGACACCGACACUGUGCCCGCUGAGUUCCCUACUGGACUCAUCUCUGUGUCCUACGACGAGUGGGACUAUGACCUUCCUGCUCGAGUGAGAGACGGGAUUGCUAUAAUCACCACCGCAGCUUCUACCAUGUUGUCCGAGCACAAAUCCAUUCCACAGUCCAAGAGCAGCUGCUUCAACAUUCAAGAAAGUAGACACGAUGACGCCCAUGUGUUGAACAGGUACUUAAUCAAUGUAACAUUUGAAGGACGGAACCUCUCAUUCAGUGAAGAUGGAUACCAGAUGCAUCCGAAAUUGGUUAUCAUUCUUCUCAACCAGGAGAGAAAGUGGGAAAGGAUUGGCAAAUACAAGGACCGUGGAUUACAGAUGAAGUAUUACGUGUGGCCGGUGUUUGAUUUGUAUCCCGAUUCCGAAGAACAUAAAGAUGAACAUCUGAGCAUUGUUACCUUGGAAGAAGCUCCUUUUGUUAUUGUGGAAGAUGUUGAUCCCUUGAGUGGCACCUGCAUGAGGAAUACAGUUCCCUGUCGCAAGCAGAUACGCAUUGAGAACCGUACAGAAGAAGGAGGAAACUACAUCAAGAGAUGCUGCAAGGGGUUCUGUAUCGAUAUCCUGAAGAAGAUCGCUAAAACUGUGAAGUUUACCUAUGAUCUUUAUCUGGUAACAAACGGCAAGCAUGGCAAGAAAAUAAAUGGCACAUGGAAUGGAAUGAUUGGCGAGGUGGUAACGAAACGUGCAUACAUGGCUGUUGGGUCCCUUACCAUCAAUGAGGAGCGCUCAGAAGUAGUGGACUUUUCUGUACCAUUUAUAGAGACUGGUAUUAGUGUCAUGGUGUCGAGAAGCAAUGGAACAGUCUCCCCCUCUGCAUUUCUUGAGCCCUUUAGUGCUGAUGUCUGGGUCAUGAUGUUUGUGAUGCUCCUUAUUGUGUCUGCGGUGGCGGUGUUUAUUUUUGAGUACUUCAGUCCAGUGGGGUACAACCGGUGCCUUGCAGAUGGCCGAGAGCCUGGUGGUCCUUCGUUCACAAUUGGCAAAGCCAUUUGGCUGCUCUGGGGCUUGGUGUUCAACAAUUCUGUGCCUGUGCAGAAUCCAAAGGGAACUACAAGUAAGAUCAUGGUGUCGGUUUGGGCCUUCUUCGCUGUGAUCUUUCUAGCCAGUUAUACAGCCAACCUUGCUGCCUUCAUGAUCCAAGAAGAGUAUGUGGACCAGGUGUCCGGUCUCAGUGAUAAAAAGUUUCAAAGACCCAAUGAUUUCUCCCCCGCCUUCCGAUUUGGCACUGUCCCGAAUGGCAGCACAGAAAGAAAUAUCCGUAACAACUACCUCGAGAUGCAUACUUACAUGGUGAAAUUCAACCAGCGAUCAGUGCAAGAUGCUCUACUCUCCUUAAAAACUGGUAAACUGGACGCCUUUAUUUAUGAUGCUGCUGUGCUGAACUACAUGGCAGGGCGGGACGAGGGCUGCAAACUGGUAACCAUCGGAAGUGGCAAAGUCUUUGCAUCCACUGGUUAUGGGAUUGCUAUCCAAAAGGACUCUGGAUGGAAAAGACAGAUCGACCUGGCAAUCCUGCAACUAUUCGGUGAUGGGGAAAUGGAAGAGCUGGAAGCCCUCUGGUUGACUGGCAUUUGUCAUAAUGAGAAGAAUGAGGUGAUGAGUAGUCAGCUGGACAUCGACAACAUGGCUGGUGUCUUCUACAUGCUGGGCGCCGCUAUGGCUCUGAGCCUCAUCACCUUUAUAAUGGAGCACCUCUUCUUCUGGCAGUUUCGUCACUGCUUUAUGGGGGUCUGCUCUGGAAAGCCAGGCCUGGUAUUCUCUAUCAGCAGGGGUAUAUACAGCUGUAUUCAUGGAGUUCCUAUUGAAGAUAGACAGUCUACCAUGAACUCGCCAUCAGCAACGAUGAAUAACACCCACUCUAAUAUACUUCGUCUUCUGCGUACUGCCAAGAACAUGGCCAAUCUUUCUGGAGUGAAUGGUUCUCCACAGAGUGCAUUAGACUUCAUAAGACGAGAAUCUUCAGUAUAUGAUAUAUCUGAACACCGGAGGAGUUUUACUCAUUCUGAUUGUAAAUCCUUUCAGCCAGAGGAGAAUCUUUUCAGUGACUACAUCUCGGAAGUGGAAAGGACCUUCGGUAACCUUCAACUUAAAGACAGUAAUGUCUACCAAGAUCAUUUCCAUCAUCAUAGGCCACACAGUAUAGGAAGUAAUAGUUCUAUUGAUGGGUUGUAUGACUGUGAUAAUGCUCCUUUCACAACACAGCCAAGAUCAUUGUCAAAGAAACCUUUAGAUAUAGGCUUGCCAUCCAAACACCCAACACCACAAUUAGGCGAUAUUUAUGGAAAAUUUUCAAUCAAAAGCGAUCGGUACGGAGUCCAUGAUGAUUUAAUUCGAUCAGAUGUUUCAGAUAUAUCCACCCAUACAGUCACCUAUGGCAAUAUUGAAGGUAAUGCAAAAAGGAGAAAACAAUAUAAAGAUAGUUUGAAGAAGCGUCCAGCAUCAGCUAAAUCACGUAGGGAAUUUGAUGAGAUAGAAUUAGCCUACCGAAGACGCCCAAGAUCUCCUGAUCACAAGCGUUAUUUUAGAGACAAGGAGGGACUGCGAGAUUUUUAUCUGGAUCAGUUCCGAACGAAGGAGAACAAUCCACAUUGGGAACAUGUAGAUCUAACAGAUAUCUACAAAGAACGAGGGGAGGAUUUUAAACACGAAAGCUCUUGUUCUAACAGGAAACAUACUGCUGAGUUUGGGCAGAACGAAAGGAAACUUGCCGCCGGAGGAAAUGCUUGGGAGAAAAAUAUUGGUAAUAUGGAGUGGGAGGACAGAAAUGCUACUAACUUCUGUCGAAAUUGCCCUUCAAAGGUGCACAACUACACGGGUCAAAAUGCUAACCGCCCAGCUUGUAUUCGAUGUGAGGUGUGCAAGAAAGCAGGAAACCUUUAUGACAUCAGCGAGGAUAAUUCUCUACAAGAUUUGGAUGCCAGACCAAUUCCACCUGCCAAUUCCAAAUAUCCUCAAAGUCCAUCGAAUGGCAAAGCCCAGAAGCGUAACCGAAGUAAACUUCAUCGCCAGCAUUCUUAUGACACUUUUGUGGACCUUCAGAAAGAAGAUGUGACCUUAGCACCCCGGAGUGUCAGCUUGAAGGAUAAGGAACGCUUCCUAGAUGGUAGCCCAUAUGCCCACAUGUUUGAAAUGCCCAAUGAAUCUUUUGCCAGCAAGUCCCAUGGCUCAAGCCACAAUCCUGGGGGAUACAUGCUCAGCCGCUCCCUUUAUCCUGACCGAGUCACCCAAAACCCAUUUAUUCCCACAUUUGGGGAUGACCAAUGUCUGCUGCAUGGGAGCAAGCCCUACUAUUUUAGGCAACCUGCUAUUGGUGGCUUGAAGGGAAGGUCGGACUUCCGAGGGACUGGUAAAUCACUCACUGCUCUACAAGCAGGUCCCCCAGGACGUUUCCAAAAAGACAUUUGUAUAGGCAACCAACCCAAUGCCUGCAUUGCAAACAAUAAGAACCCCAGAUCUUUCAACAAUUCUACUAAUGGCCAUGUGUAUGAGAAGUUAUCCAGCAUUGAAUCUGAUGUCUGAGGGGGAGGUGGGCUGGGACCUAAAUUCUCCCCUUCCCAAUUCCAAAAUGUUACUCUCUUACAGUGAAACAGGACAGAGGUGUUCCUGAAUGCUGUCGGAGUGGGAUAAGAUUCAGCCUUUCUAUUCCCUCUCAUCUUUCUUCUCUUCCUGGGGCCAUCUCGUAUUUCUAUUCAUGUGAAGUUCAUAUCCCAGCCUGAAGAAGCAUUGAGAUGACAUCAGAUGGGGUGGGGGAAUCUUUGUUUUCAUUUACAAAAGACUUGGGCUGAGCGCUGUAAGGGAGGGAGGAGGAUUGAAUAUGUACAGACAUUCUUAAGUUUUCUUCCAAAACCAUGAAAUGAAGCGCUGGGACAGGACUAAGUUUCAGGAGGGUCUUUUGCAAAGAAGGUGGCACAGGGAAAGUUUUAGAAUGGCAGAGGGCACUGCUUAUAGGGAACUUCUACAAAACCUUCUGAGUGUAAGGGUGCGCAGUGAGCAUCCCUGUUAUUGAGCCAAUGAUAUAUGUUAUAUACAUUGAAAAGGUAACUGGGAACUGCCCAUUGUAAGUGGUAUUGUAUGUUUGUGCUGAGCAUGCCUGAGGACACUGACAGCCAGAUGUCUACGAUCAGAUGAAGCAUUAAGUAGGAUACAUCCAUUUGUCCAUCCACGUUACACCUACAUUUCCGAUUAUGCUCAUACACGUCAUAAAUCUGAUUCAGUUUCCUCUAUCACAUUUAGUCUCUUUAGUCAGCAACUAUUUAGGGUGUAAAAUUAACCAAGGAAAAGAAUAUAUUCAAUGCUACCAAAACAAUUGAUAUUUUCUUUAAUAACUUGAAAGGAUUUUUGCCGAUUGCUCAGGAAGACAAUAACACGACACUAUUCUAGGCUGUUGACAUUACUGCGCAUGAACAUUUUAGUCCAUAAGCGGAAAAAAAGAACACAUUAUAACAGUAAACUCUUACAGAGAAUCCAGCAGUGUAAACUUAGAAUAGUUUUUAUAUCUUUUUAUAUUUAGUUGGCUGUGCAAAAAUUCUAGAUCCUGCUGUCUGGCAGUUCACGAUUUCAAUAUUUCCAGCCAUAAUAAACAUAAUUUAUCGGACUGUUUUAGGAAACUAGACAUAGAAAUAGACAUAGGAUAGAAAUCACAUCAGGAUCCAAGGGCUUCCUAGCAUGGCACUGUCUUUUCCCGAAACAGCACCAGUCUGGGCUAAAGAGUUAUAGAUGUCCUUCAUAGUGAAGGAAGAAUUGUUGGCAUAUUUAAAAACUUCUUUUCAAAUAGUUUUCACCAUUUUCCACAAAAAAAAUGUAAUUUGUCUUUACAGAUUAGUUAUCGCAUCCGUACAGAACCCUAUGUUUUAAUGGAUAAGCAGCUUAAAGAGAGGUAUUAGAACAAUCUUGAUUGUUAACAGGGGUCUAGUAAGACAUUAAGAUGGUGGUAUUUGUUUUUCUGCUGCAUCUCAGCCUGCAGUGCAGUAUUCACAUAAGUAUUUCCAUCACAUUUCGUAGAGUUAAACACAUUGGAAGCGCGAUGGAUGGACAAUGGGAAGAUUGUAUUGGGAACGGUAUGGUUGAUGUGAUGAUUGUGGGCAGUAUCCUAGCACAAGAGCUAUGACCAUAAGGGCAUUAUAUUUUCAUUUCUCUUAGAUGAUACUUGGUUAUAGCUAGAGAUAAUGGGAAGCGUCAACCUAGCCUCCAAAUAGUCCUUCCGUCACGUUGAAUGUGAGGGGAGAGAAAUCAGGGUGCCGCUUCGGUCAUCAGAAAACCAGGAUGGAAUCACACUGUCCAUAGUUAAUUUAUUUUCUCUUUUUUUUGUAAAUAUGUGGUUGAAACUUUUUUGAAUAGACUUAUAAAUGAAUUUAUAAUAACACAGAGGGAGAUGGCUGUGUGUCCUUCCCCCGAGACACCUAUUUUUAUAGGUUUCAAGGCUCUGUAUCCCUGUGCCAUUUCCCUGAGCUUCUGGAUCAUAGUUCUUAUUUGCUAUUUUUUUUAUCAACUUCAUGUGCCAAUUUUAUAGAGCUUGGUCCUGGAUGGGUUAAGAAGCUCUUUUAUGUGCCAAUUGCUUGAGUUGUCCAGUGCCAAGCUCAAAUCCAUGUGCCAAAAUACUGAAGCCACCUUAGAAACGAGACUCUCAUCAACUUCUACCCUGACUUAAUAAAUAGCCUACACAUCUAUGAAGCCAUUCAACCAGAAUGUGAAACUGGUAUUAUAUCCAUGUUGUUAACCGGUGGAGUCGCUGACAGAACAUAUUAUAACCCCUUCUCUGCCAUGUUGUUCCUCAGCUAACUCUUUCAAAGGCAUUGAAAUGAAAGAUACCUCUUGCGGUCUAAUGAACACUUUCAGGCAUGUGUAUCAAGGUCCAGUUUGGGGCAGAAUGUUGGUGCUGCAGUGGGUUUCGUGGUUAAAAGGUGUGGAUUCGGUUCUGUAGAACUCGACCUGCACGUAAAAACUUGACUCUGAAUGAUCUUUUACAUUUGUAUAGUAUAAUAUUUAAAUUAAGUUGUAUAUUAAAUAUACUUGAUGACUAAUAGUAUGGCAAAAUGGAAAACAACAAAAAAGAUUUAACGAGUUGCAUUUUAGUAAGCAGUACCUAACACAUGGUUAUGCCUUAAAAUAAACUGCACAUUGUACAAAGUGUUUGCACUACAUUGCGACCCCUUUGCUACCCUUUUGGUUUUGCCAAACUGGAAUUAGGUCAAAAAGUCCAAAAUGGCGUGCAGCAGACUUGUCAAACCUAUAUCUUUCAACCAAACAAAAAAUUAUUUCUAGAAUACUUUAUUAUACAUUAUUUUUACAUUGUUAUACUUUCAAUUAUUAUUAUUAUUUUUUAAAUAAUAUUCCAAGAUCAAAGUUAUCCCCUCUCCUGUGGAGUAGCUGGGUGGGGGACUGAUUGCCGAAACCCCACCAAUCCUAUCAAUGAAACAAUUGUUUCUUGAAUGAAUGAAAGAAACAGAAAAAAGCAUGGUCGGCCAGCUCUCCUUUUAUAUUCUAUGUGGCUUCCAAACAUGGCCAAGCUCUGAUCUAAGCAAUACCCGAAAACCCAGUAAGUUAAACAGAUUUGUAAAUUAUUUCUAUUUAAAAAUAUCAACCCUUCCAGUACUUAUCAGCUGCGUAAAGUACAGAUAUACUACAGAGAAAUUUGUGAAGUUCUUUUCAAUCUGACAACAGUGCUCUCUGCUGACAUCUCUGUCCGUGUCAGGAACUGUCCUGAGCAGGAGAGGUUUUCAAUGGGGAUUUGCUUCUAAUCUGGACAGUUCCUAACAAGAACAAAGGUGUCAGCAGAGAGCACUGGGGUCAGACUGGAAAUAACUUCACAAAAUUCUCUGUAGUAUUCAGCAGCUGAUAAUUACUGGAAGGCUUCAGAUUUUUUAUUAGUAAUUAAGUAAUUUACAAAUCUGUUUAACUUUCUGGCAUAAGUUGAUUUGAAAACAUUUGUUUUCCACUUGUUUCCACCGGAGUUCCCCUUUAAUGGAGCACUGGCCGUACAUGUGUGCUGCCUUAUCAUUAAUUUGGGGGACAGUUAACCUCCAUUAAUUUUUAAGUAUUGUCCAGGCCCCCACCAAUCAGUGAGUUAUCCUCUAUCCUGUGUUAGGGGAUAACUUUUGAUAUUGGAUAACCCCUUUAAGGAACCAGCUAAAGUUAGUUACACAGGCCCCUGGUCUACAGAAUCGGUUGUUUUGUGCGACGUAGAUUCAGAUACAAUGUAGAACUGACAUCAUCUUCCUGUUGAUUUAAGUUGCUGACAUUACAAGGUGACCCCCCCCCCCCCCCCCCCCUCUGCCAUAUUGUUCUUUAGCUGACAAAUAGUACUUUGGUGCAUAAACAGAAUUUAAGCACUCAAGUGUUCUGUAUUAAGGAUUUAUGUGUUUAUUUUAGCAUUUCUUAUUCAUUGAUUUUCUUCCUUACACUUUCCAAAAUAUCCCUAUUAGUCAUCUUGACUAUGAUGUCCUAUUCAAAUCGUAUAUAUAUUGCAUCCAUUUUAAAUAAAUGCCAAGAAGGCUCCUGAUGUAUAUGUUUACAUAUAUGUAAAUGGUGGAUGCCAUAACGUUUUCACUUAUAUUGACUCGUAAAAAUAUAAACCUUAAAAUUAUUUUUUUUUAAAGAGGCAAUCACAUUUAUUAUACAUAAAGACUCACUGUAAAAAAUAAAUAAAUGUAGACUUUUUUGCAGAAUAUACUUUGGAUACACUUUUGCCCUUCACCUGGCAGAAAACUAAGGUCAUGUAUACCACAUAUUUUAGGAGCUAUCAUGGCUUAUAAUAAACAUAGAAGAAGAGCGUUAUAUGGACUGAUCCUAAGUAUUUUUAACCAAUCUGGUUUUACAUAUUUUUCUGAUUAAAAUUGCAUAAUUUAAAUACUAAUUCACUCCACUUUAAAAGUAAGCCACCUCAGAGUAUUGUGUAUAAAUGUGGAACACGGCGGUAAUGCUGUAAGGCACUCUCCUCUGAAGAUGUGAAAGGUGAAGAUGUUCUUCCUUCAUUCUUUAUUAGGUCACAUAAACAGCUAUAUAACAAUUUAGUAUACUGUAGUGCAGCGUUCUGGUACGUUAGGUUUGCAUUAACAUGGUGUAUGUCUAAGUGCACAGGGAAUAAGGGGAUGCACACGGGACGUGUUGCACUACAUAAAAUAAUUUGGCACUUCAUCCGGACGAAUACUCCUUAAUGUCUAGAUACCUUUGAUCUAGAAAAGAUGCUUGCUUUAGGAGAAGAUGCUGCAGAGGGCAAUAGCUUCUGUGUGCAAUUGAGAUGCAAUUACCCAUUCAUUGCAUGUAUCUAUGUGUAAUCAUGUAUUCAGGGAUAAUUGCAAGUGCCAUGCGGUAAUUGCAGUGUCAGUCUGAGCGCUCCUCAUGAUGUCAUGUGUAUUGGCUUAUAACACAUUCAUACUGCUUGGUCAUUAAUUAUCUUCUAGUAAAAGAAACAUUAAAAGGGGGAUAGAGGCAAAGAAACCUAUUGAUAUUUUACUGAAGAUAGCUAAAUAAUCCAGCUUUACAGCUAUAUUCAAAUACACUACAUUCACUAGUAAGCUGGCCAUCCAUUGGUCUUAGAAUACGGUUCUUUAAUAAAUAAAUAGUCUUCACUUAUCCAAAAAUAAAAAAAGGAAUGACACCAGACAGUAAGGUAACUGCCUGUAAACCAAAAUGACACAAUAUUUUGUUGUUCAAGGACUGUUUCAGGACAAACUUGGAUUUUUCGCCCAAUCUGUAGGAUAAGUCUUAGGAUAAAAAGGAUACGUAAAGUUUCUUUCUUCCAAAAGGAAUAGUGCUCUGUUGCCACCUUUUGGAGAAUGAAUCUUUUUAAGUCAAGUCAAGAUUUUUGUAAAAAGCCUUAGAACAGAAUGGGGAUUAGAAAAUCUGAACCAAAAUCUCUCUCAGAAAGCAAAGUUACCCAAUUGGGUAACUUGGUUAUCUUUCCUUUUUGGGAGAGAUUCUGGCUUGGUUUAUUUAAUCUCAAGUCAUGAUUAAAGGCUUCUUGAAGAAAUCAAGCAUUGACUUGAAGGAGUCCUAUGACCAAAAGGUGGCAGCAGAGAGUAAGCUCUAUUUCUUUUUGAAGAGAAAUACUUUGCAUUCCCUUUUUGUCCCGGAAUUCCCAAUGGAGCAUUAUAGAUCGAAAAGUCUUCACACACCUUUUAAAGCUCAUCUCAAGGAGAAACAUUACAUUACCGCUUUUGUCCCACAGUCAUAAGAGAAAAUGAGGACAGCGCUAAGAAAGCAAAUCUAAGAAAUCUGCUAAGAACCGAUAUACACUGCUUAAAAAAAUAAAGGGAACACAAGAUAACACAUUCUGAAUGAAUGAACUAAUCGUAUGAAAUACUUUCGUCUAUACAUAGUUGAAUGUGCAGACAACAAAAUCACACAAAAAUUAUCAAUGGAAAUCAAAUUUAUCAACCCAGGAAGGUCUGGAUAUGGAGUCACACUCAAAAUCAAAGUGGAAAACCACACUACAGGCUGAUCCAACUUUAUGUAAUGUCCUUAAAACAAGUAACAAUGAGGCUCAGUAGUGUGUGUGGCCUCCACGUGCCCAUAUGAUCUAACUACAAUGCCUGGACAUGCUCCUGAUGAGGUGGCGGAUGGUCUCCUGAGGGAUGUCCUCCCAGACCUGGACUAAAGCAUUCGCCAACUCCUGGACAGUCUGUGGUGCAACGUGAAGUUGGUGGAUGAAGCGAGACAUGAUGUCCCAGAUGUGCUCAAUCAGAUUCAGGUCUGGGGAACUGGCGGGCCAGUCCAUAGCAUCAAUGCUUUCCUCUCGCAGGAACUGCUGACACACUCCAGCCACAUGAGGUCUAGCAUUGUUUUGCAUUACGAGGAAACCAGGGUCCACCGCUCCAGCAUAUGGUCUCACAAGGGGUCUGAGGAUCUCAUCUCGGUACCUAAUGGCAGUCAGGCACAUGGAGGGCUGUGCAGCCCCCACACCAUUAAUGACACACCGCCAAACCAGUAAUGCUGGAGGAUGUUGCAGGCAGCAGAACAUUCUCCACGGUGUCUCCAGACUCUGUCACAUGUGCUCAAUGUGAACCUGCUUUCAUCUGUGAAGAGCACAGGGCCCAAGUGGCGAAUUUGCCAAUCUUGGUGUUCUCUGGCAAAUGCCAAACGUCCUGCACGGUGUUGGGCUGUAAGCACAACCCCUCCUGCAGACGUCGGGCCCUCUUACCACCCUCAUGGAGUCUGUUUAUGACUCUGGAGGUCAUUUUGCAGGGCUCUGGCAGUGCUCCUCCUGCUCCUCCUUGCACAAAGAUGGAGGUAGCAGUCCUGUUGCUGGGUUGUUGCCCUCCCACGGCCUCCUCCACAUCUUCUGAUGUACUGGCCUGUCUCCUGGUAGCGCCUCCAUGCUCUGGACACUACGCUGACAGACACAGCAAACCUUCUUGCCACAGCUCGCAUUGAUGUGCCAUCCUGAAUGAGCUGCACUACCUGAGCCACUUGUGUGGGUUGUAGACUCCGUCCCAUGCUACCACUAGAGUGAAAGCACCACCAGCAUUCAAAAAGGAAGCAAAGGAACCGAGAAGUGGUCUGUGGUCACCACCUGCAGAACCACUUCUUUAUUGGGGUGUCUUGCUAAUUGCCUAUAAUUUCCACCUGUUGUCUGUUCCAUUUGCACAACAGCAUGUGAAAUUGAUUGUCAAUCAGUGUUGCUUUCUGAGUGGACAGUGUGAUUUCACAGAAGUGUGAUUGACUUGGAGUUAAAUUGUGUUGUUUAAGUGUUCUCUUUAUUUUUUUGAGCAGUGUACAUCAGGAGGUGGACUGGCAAUGUUCAUUUGUUACUUUCAUUCCCUUAAAGGGGUACUCUGGGGAAAAACAUUUUUUUUUUUAAAUGAACUGGUGCCAGAAUGUUAAACAGAUUUGUAAAUUACUUCUAUUUAAAAUCUCAAUCCUUUCAGUACUUAUUAGCAGCUGUAUGCUACAGAUGAAAUUCUUUUCUUUUUCUAUUUCAUUUUUUUGUCUUGUCCACAGUGCUCUAUGCUGACACCCUCUGUCCAUGUCAGGAACUGUCCAGAGCAGUGUAUGUUUGCUAUGGGGAUUUUCUCCUGCUCUGGACAGUUCCUGAUACGGG
Hyla sarda is the source of this 12436-nucleotide messenger RNA. It is a transcript of the gene GRIN2B, whose product is annotated as glutamate ionotropic receptor NMDA type subunit 2B. The record is from RefSeq and is a predicted model, not a curated record. Gene Ontology annotation, biological process: synaptic transmission, glutamatergic; excitatory postsynaptic potential; monoatomic ion transport. The transcript has 14 exons. Gene Ontology annotation, cellular component: plasma membrane; postsynaptic density membrane; postsynaptic membrane. The coding region runs from base 580 to 4917 and encodes 1445 amino acids. Gene Ontology annotation, molecular function: transmitter-gated monoatomic ion channel activity involved in regulation of postsynaptic membrane potential; NMDA glutamate receptor activity. NCBI's taxonomy places the organism in Eukaryota, Metazoa, Chordata, Amphibia, Anura, Hylidae.